CUUGACUUAUUUGCAAACAAAAAUAAAAAUCGUGUUUAUACAAAUUUUCAUUACAAUUUUCUUAUAAUUUUUUUAACAAAGAAUUGACUUAAAAUGUCUAAAAACAAUGUAAACAUACGUUUAGCAAUCGAUCGAGUGAACAUGAGUUUACUUUCUCAAAAUGAGAACCGAAUACCUCGAUUGUUUACCCCAGGAGAGGUGGUGACUGCUCAACAAGGUUUCAUGAAGGGACACGGCACCUAUGUCGAAGGAGAAGACAUCAAGGCAUCUGUUGCUGGAGUCAUGGAACAGGUGAACAAAUUGAUAUCCAUCAAACCUCUCAAGAGUCGAUAUGUUGGAGAAAUCGGCGAUGUCGUUGUGGCUCGCAUCACAGAAGUUCAACAAAAACGCUGGAAGGUUGACACAAAUUCCCGCCUAGAUUCAGUUUUGCUUCUAUCUUCAGUGAAUCUACCCGGUGGAGAACUGCGUCGUCGAGGAGCUGAAGAUGAGCAAAUGAUGCGCAAAUACUUACAGGAAGGCGACCUCAUCUCAGCCGAAGUACAAAACAUCUACGACGAAGGAACUCUAUCGUUGUACACUCGUUCUCUAAAAUAUGGAAAACUAUCACAAGGAAUUCUCGUCAAAGUUUUCCCCUCUCUGGUCAAAAGGCGGAAGACUCAUUUUCAUAAUCUGCCUUGUGGAGCAUCGAUUAUAUUGGGCAAUAAUGGAUUUAUUUGGAUAUCACCAACUGUCAAUUCGGAAGUAGAAGGCGAUGGUGGUUUUACUCAGAAUCUGGACGAUGUAGUUCCACGAGCCGAUCGAGAGGUCAUUGCUCGGCUACGCAAUUGUAUCUUGGCUCUGUCACAAUGCAAAAUGGUUCUAUUCGAUACGAGUAUAUUGUAUGCUUACGAGGAGAGUUUAAAAUAUGAAGUUCAUGAGUUGUUAAACCAGGAGGCUAUCUUUGAUGUGGCUUUUCUAACACAACAUCGGCUGCGUCUGCAAGAAGAAUAAUGGAUAAUAAUAAAUUGUUACUUUUAUUUACUAAAAACU
Molecule: messenger RNA, 1029 nt
Organism: Eupeodes corollae
Lineage: Eukaryota; Metazoa; Arthropoda; Insecta; Diptera; Syrphidae
Gene: Rrp4
Product: exosome complex component RRP4
Exons: 1
Coding region: 94-990 (298 amino acids)
Biological process (GO): TRAMP-dependent tRNA surveillance pathway; CUT catabolic process; U4 snRNA 3'-end processing
Cellular component (GO): nuclear exosome (RNase complex); cytoplasmic exosome (RNase complex)
Molecular function (GO): RNA binding
Source: RefSeq, a predicted model, not a curated record